Molecule: messenger RNA, 1629 nt
Organism: Olea europaea var. sylvestris
Lineage: Eukaryota; Viridiplantae; Streptophyta; Magnoliopsida; Lamiales; Oleaceae
Product: transcription factor MYBC1-like
Exons: 2
Coding region: 375-1313 (312 amino acids)
Biological process (GO): regulation of DNA-templated transcription
Cellular component (GO): nucleus
Molecular function (GO): DNA binding; DNA-binding transcription factor activity
Source: RefSeq, a predicted model, not a curated record
UUUGCACACAAAAAACUCACAAGGAAUCAACAAACAGUGAACAUAAUAAACGCUAAACAAGAUCCACCUCGAUCACCCACCAGCCCCGUCCCACCCUUCCCUUCUUCUUCCAUACACUCACUGUCUCACACACAGAAGAAUUUUUUCUCUCGUCUUCUCUCUGUCUACAAGUGAAUCAGUUCUCGCGUCUUUCUUGAUAGAGGGAGAAAGAAGAAAUUUUCCUUGAAAAAAUUCUCUGCAAAUUCAUUUAAAUUUACGGUUUUGCUUCCCACUUUGAAUUUUUGUAUGUUUCUUGGCAAAAUCUCGAAAAAGAAAAUUAAUAUAGUGUUUGAUUCCCAAUAAACUGCCUAUUUCAAGAAAAUUUUGAGUGGAAGAUGAGGGAGGAGGAUUCCAAUUGGUUUGCAAAAUGGGAAGAGGAAUUGCCAUCACCAGAAGAGUUGAUGCCUUUAUCCCAAACCCUAAUAACUCCUGAUCUAGCACUGGCUUUUGAUAUUCGAAACCCACCACCAAAUCACAACCAUCAGAGCACUCCGCCGCGGCCACAGACCACCGCACACUCUUCUCAACCUAACUCUUCCGCGGAAUUCGACUCGGUUGAGUUGGUUGGGUCGGAAGGGGGUGGUGAUGGUGGAGUAGCCGGUGCCGGAGGUGGUGUGGGGUCGGACGAACCGGCUCGGACCCUGAAGCGGCCACGGCUUGUUUGGACUCCUCAGCUGCAUAAGAGAUUCGUGGAUGCUGUGGCUCAUUUGGGGAUCAAGAAUGCUGUGCCGAAGACUAUAAUGCAGCUGAUGAGUGUGGAUGGACUUACAAGAGAGAAUGUUGCUAGCCAUUUGCAGAAAUACAGGCUUUAUCUGAAGCGGAUGCAGGGAAUUUCCAGUAAUGGGAGUGGUGGUGUUGGUGGAAGUAAUGUUAGUGUGGAUCCUACAGACCAUUUGUUCGCAAGCUCACCUGUGCCGGCACAUUUUUUGCAUCCAGGCAGGCCAAAUACCGACCAUUUUUUGCCUUUUAUGCCUGUGGCCACAAUGCAGCAGCAGCAUCAGAUGGCGGCAGUGGUUGGUUCAGGGCCGGGGCCUGGGCCGCAUCACCAUCAGCAGCUGCAGCAGCAGUUUAGGCAUUUUGGGACCUCACCGCCAAACGGACAAUUUGAGCAUCCCUUUAUAAGGCAAUCACAGCAGCAGGUGCAGAGAAUGGGUGCGCCGGUUCAUAUUAGUAAUGGUUCGGUGGCACCUCCAUUGUAUGUCGAGGAUUCAGAGUCGGCCAGGGCUGGAAAUGGGAGGAAAGUCCUCACCCUGUUUCCAACUGGAGAUGAUUGAACUUGGGGUAUCCACCUUACAGUAACUAAAUUUUGGAGUCUACACCUUGGCUCUUCAAACUGCAGACAGGUUAAACCGCAGGUUGUGCCCCAAACUGACCAGUGCUCAAGAGCCCCCCCAACUGAUCUGUCAAAGUGCCAAGCAAGUCGUUUCCCAACUGGCAAAUAUGAGGGCGCUUCAAGGCUGACAAAUCAGAGGUCGUGAGUUCGAUUCUUAGAAGGCUCUUGGAAGGCAGAUAUUCUCCUAGAAUGUAGAAUUUAUCUUGGGAGACAUGAGCUCUACUGGAAGGUAAGGUGCAAAGAUUGAAGCGCCCUCA